AUGGAGGCCGAGGACUACGCGGCCGGGUGCUGCUUCUCCCUCAUGUGCCAAGAGGACGGCGCCGACCUCGGCGACGGCUUCGCCGACGACGACGGCGGCAAGCUGCUGUUGAUGUGCAGCGCCGGCGACGACAACGACGGCGAGGAAGACGAGGAGGGGUACAUGGACCACCUGGUGUCCAAGGAGAGCAGCUUCUGCUCCGCCGAUCCGUCGCCUUCCAUGGCGUCCGAGGACUGGUUCCAGUGCGCGCGCCGCGACACCGUCCGGUGGAUCCUUGAGACGCGCGGGCACUUCGGGUUCUCCCACCGCACGGCGUACGUGGCGAUUGCCUACUUUGACCGCUUCUCCCUCCGGCGAUGCGUUGACAGGUCGGUGAUGCCGUGGGCGGCGCGGCUGUUGGCCAUCGCGUGCGUGUCGCUUGCGGCGAAGAUGGAUGAGUGCCAGGCGCCGGCGCUGUCGGAGUUCCGCGCCGACGACGACUACGAUUUCAGCUGCGACUCCAUCCGCCGCAUGGAGAUGCUCGUGCUCUCCACGCUCGACUGGCGGAUGGGCGCGGUCACGCCCUUCGACUACCUCCCCUGCCUCUCCUCCAGGCUCCGGCGAUUCAACGGCGGAGGCCGCGGAGGUGGCGGCGGCCUCAUCGCCGUCAAGGCCGCCGCCCUCAUCUUCUCCGCCGCGGAAGCCGCGAGCGUCCUCGACUACCGGCCGUCCACCGUGGCCGCCGUCGCCGUCUUGGCGGCCACCCACGGCGCGCUCACGAGGGAGCCACUGGAAUCCAAGAUCAGCAGCCUCUCCCCGACCUGCCUCCUCGAGAAGGAGGAUGUAUAUGCCUGCUACACCAUGAUGCUGCGCGAUCCAUCGUCGCCGAGCAAGACGGCCAAGAGAUCGGCGUCCGACCGGGGCGACGCCGAUAGUACAUACGCACGCCUGGACGCCGCCUCCUUCUCCGUCGCGGCGGCGAUGAACAACAACAAGAGGGUGAGGCUGGAGCUGCCGGCCGUCCACCGGUGA
This is a messenger RNA of Triticum turgidum subsp. durum (durum wheat), 1011 nucleotides long. NCBI's taxonomy places the organism in Eukaryota, Viridiplantae, Streptophyta, Magnoliopsida, Poales, Poaceae. The record is from the annotation of a GenBank genome assembly.